GAAGAGCUGCUCCGCGCUUUCGAGUUCGUUCACAUGGCAGUCACGUCCGCCGCUGGGAGCGACGCUGGGGCUUCAUAGAGUGAUGAGAGAACAGACGUCAAAACGGCCUUAUGAAUAUUGAUGCGGAGGCUAGGCUGGUUUUGUAAAGGAGCAGAAGGAAGCAAGAUGGCUGCCCUUUAGGAUUGGCUAGAAGGGAGACCAGACGGCUUUGGCUGGAUUCUGCGAGGUUUUGAGGGACGGCUGGAAAGAGAUACAAUAAGAGGGCAGCCUUGUGGAUGGCCCCAGAGUAGGCCAGAUGGAACAGGAUAGAACCAACCAUGUUGAAGGCAGUAGUUUGAGCCCAUUUCUAAUACCACAUCCUUCUCAUGUUUGCCAGGCAGAGCCUUUGUCAGUGAAGCUGUGGAAUGGAAGCCCAUUAGCCGAGAAGGCCCAUGUUGAAGUAAAUGGUGACCACACAUGGCUGCAUUUCAAGGCCAGCUAUGGGAUGAAACAUGCUACAAAAGGAAAUUCAAAUAAUCGGAUAAGCCCUGACCUUCUGCAGGAAAAAAGAGAUUGUACCAGGUAUAUGCAAAAUGGUGGGAUAAAACGCACUUUUAGUGAGCCUUCUCUCUAUGGGCUUCACCAGAACAAGAAGCUUAAGCAAAAUGAAGAAACAAACAGAGAAAACGAUACUUCAACAGAGAGAAGUGAUCAGCCAGGUGCUUCUAAUUCAUGCAAUGAGAAGGAUUUCAUGGGUUUUAGAGUGGAAAAAAGUGCAGCUUCAGUUCCUCUUCAGUCUUCAAGAUACAACUGUGGUGCUUCAGAAACUACUCAUGCUCCCCCAACACAGAGUGAACAGGAGAGCGAAAACAUUAAUUGCCACAAUGGAGACAUUGUCUUGCUAUACAAGAACAAGGCAGUGCCUAUGCCUAAUGGUGCUAUAGUUUCUGCCUCUUCUAUGGAAAACAUGCCUGGUGAACUCCUGGAGAAAACACUGUCUCAGUAUAAUCCAGAUCAUGUUUCCAUUGCAAUGCAGAAAACUACAUCUCUCUCAAAUGCCAUAAACACUCAGGCUACUAAUGAGUUGGCCUGUGGCACACCACAUUCAUCCCAUACCUCAGGGCAGGUCAGCUCCCCACAGACCUCCAAUUCUGAGCUGCCUCCGGUGCUAGCUGUUGUGGCUACUGAGAUCCACAAUACGGAAAGCUCCAGUCAACAAUCCGUAUCUCCAGCGUGCUACACAUUUCAGAACUCACAACUACAGUUACAGCAGCAACACUCAGAAAAUACAAAUCAUUCACCUACAGAGGUUCCAGGAAACAUGGGGCAGGUUUCCAAUCUAGAUUUUUCACUACCCAGUGCUGAUUUUCCCCUAAACCCCUGCAGCAGUCUGGAACCUCAACACAGUAGCUCAGAAAGAUUGGCAGAGCCAGCAGAAGAUAAUGGUGCUUUGUUCCAGCAAGAUUCCAUGUUCAAGAAGGAUUCUUUCAGUCCACCUCCUGUUUCAGCUUCUUCUCCAACUCCAGAAAUAAACAGCAUUCUGUCCAUUGGGGUAGCAGAAGGGCAUAAUUCAUAUGAGACCCAUAGUCAAGAAACUCCGUUUAGGGAGGAGAAGAAUGGAGAGCAACAACAGGGAGAACAAGCAACACAAGUUUCUGGUCUCAUCCAGCAAGCACUUAGUACUCAACAGGGUCUUCAAGAAGAGGUUCAAGUUUCCCAACAGACUGGCAGUGAAACAGAUCUGGCGCUCACUGCAAUGACAUCAGGCAUCAGGCAACAAUAUCCUGAGGAAAUGAAGCCAAAGUUGGAGGCCAAUUUUCAAAACACACAAAUAUUAGGGAACAGUAAAGAAAUGCAUCAUUACCAACAUCUCUUGAGCCAAAUUAAUCAGGAGACCCUUGCUGAUAAUGAAAAAGACCUGGUGAGAGAUCAUUUGCAGCAGUCUCACACUCAGUCACAGUCUCCUUGGACAGGAAUGGUUUCCCCCAACUUUCACCCCAGUGAGUCUCCCCAAAAAUCAAAUGAGGUGCUUUUGAGAACAAUGCUUCAGCUUCAGUCAAAUUCAGCUGAGCAGACGCAUCCAAAACAAUAUCCUGGAAGCCCUGAUGCAUCAAAAGGGGUUUCAGUACAGACCUGCUACCAGAAUAUUUCACAGUGUGAACAAGUACCAGCACUCUACAAACAUGAGGCAACCCAAUUGCCAUCUCAUCUUACAGCUGACCAGCAAAUGCAAUUCCAAAAGCACUCGCCACAGCCCACAAAGAUGGAUACUCUGCUUAAAUCCCAUGAACAGCAGCAAAAUACAAAGCACUUUCACUUUCAGUCACAGAUAGAACAUCACUCUGAACAGUCUUUGGAGUCGCAGCUAAAACCGCAGCACUUAAAUCCGCCACCACUGGAGAAUGAGCAAUUCCUGCGUUCACAUAUUUUGCAACAGAUGCUUCAGGCCCAGUCAACUCAAUUACCACAGAGUUCGCAACUAGCAUUGAAUCCCCAGCAGCAAGUGUUGCAGAUGAAGAACAGAGAACCGCCCCAGACUUUAUCCCAUUCCCACAGCAAUCCAGAGCAGCAAUUGGAAGGGAAGUCAUUUCGUCCGGUUAAAUUAGAAGAAUGUUUUGACACUGCAAACAAUUACUUUAAAUCAACAGAGUUCCCAGUGCAAAACCCCCAGACCGGACCAGACCAGGUAUCAGAUAUGAACAAUAAAGAUUCCCUUUACAAUAAUGCUUUUAAAGCAAAUACAGUUAUGAAGCAUUCCUACCCAAAUAACAUGCACUUAGUUUCUGAGAAAAAAGAAAAUGCAGUGAACCCAGAGUUUUUUGCAGAAAACACAGCCCAUGACUUGCAAAACAUGCAAUAUUAUCCUAAUAGUGUGACCCCCAAACAAGACAUGUCACGGUGCUUUCAGGAACAAAAAACCCAGUCUCCACAAACUUCAGCUGUGCAGCUACCUUUCCAGCAAACACAGGGAUAUCCUAAUUCGAACGCCACCUUAUGUAGCCAACAAGCUACCCAGAUUCAACAAAGGUACUUACCAUAUAGUCAGCAAGUAGCAUCCCACACUGUAGAUCAGAGAGGGUGUCAUCUUCCUUCCCAGCCCCACAGGGAUGUUCAAAAGCAUGCUGCUCUCAGGUGGCACAUCUUAAACAAGCAAGAACAGCACAUCAACCAAAACAAAUCCGAGACAUGUCCCAGUAUGGGACACAAGCCUAUCAAAGCUGAGGCUGGCUCCAAGUCGAAUGUCUGCCUGCGUCCAUCAGCUGGGCAGCUGGAAAACAAAACAUGGAAGAAAACAAUUAAACAAGAGAUUCAGCACUUUGGUUGUGAGAACAUGCAACAAAAGAGCAUCAUUGAGACAAUGGAGCAGCAGCUGAAACAGAUUCAGGUCAAAACGCUCUUUGAUCACAAGUCCCUUACUAUCAAAUCACCAAAACAUGUGAAGGUUGAAACUGCAGGACCGAUCACUAUUCUGUCAAGAAAUUCCACUGCUACAGAUUUCAACAGCCACGCUGCCUUUUUGGAUCAACAGGCCAUUCAUGCUAAUGAAAAAACACCAACUAAAAGAACUGCUGGAACAGCACUCAAUCAUUUUUUAGAGUCACCUUCCAAAUUAUUAGAUACUCCUGUGAAAAACUUACUGGAUACACCUGUCAAAACCCAGUAUGAUUUCCCAUCAUGUAGCUGUGUUGAGCAGAUUAUUGAAAAAGAUGAAGGCCCUUUCUACACCCAUCUAGGAGCCGGUCCAAAUGUGGCAGCUAUUAGAGAAAUAAUGGAAGAACGGUAUGGACAGAAAGGCAAGGCCAUAAGAAUUGAGAGAAUUGUCUACACAGGAAAAGAAGGCAAAAGUACUCAAGGCUGUCCUAUUGCUAAAUGGGUGAUUCGUAGAAGUAGCACUGAAGAAAAACUCCUUUGUUUGGUGCGGGAGCGGGCAGGCCAUACCUGUGAAACAGCAGUGAUCGUUGUCCUCAUCUUGGUGUGGGAAGGAAUUCCUCGGACCCUAGCUGACAAGCUGUACUCUGAACUCUCUGAAACUUUAAGGAAGUAUGGCACACUCACAAACCGAAGGUGUGCUUUAAAUGAAGAACGAACUUGUGCAUGCCAAGGGCUGGAUCCUGAGACUUGUGGUGCAUCUUUUUCCUUCGGUUGUUCAUGGAGUAUGUAUUAUAAUGGAUGUAAAUUUGCCAGAAGCAAGAUCCCAAGGAAGUUUAAACUGUUAGGGGAUGAUCCAAGAGAGGAAGAAAAGCUAGAGUCCAAUUUGCAAACCCUUUCAACUCUGAUGGCACCCACCUACAAGAAAUUGGCACCAGAUGCAUACAAUAACCAGAUUGAAUAUGAACACAGAGCACCUGAAUGCCGUCUGGGCUUGAAAGAGGGUCGUCCAUUUUCAGGGGUCACUGCCUGCCUGGAUUUUUGUGCCCAUGCUCACAGGGACUUGCAUAAUAUGCAGAAUGGGAGUACACUGGUGUGUACACUAACCAGAGAAGACAAUCGUGAAAUUGGCCAGACACCAGAAGAUGAACAACUACAUGUGCUCCCUUUGUACAAAGUCUCCAAUGUAGAUGAGUUUGGAAGCACAGAAGGCCAGGAUGAGAAAAAACGAAAUGGCAGCAUUCAGGUUCUUAGCUCUUUUCGGCGAAAAGUAAGGAUGCUGGCAGAGCCUGUAAAGACCUGCCGGCAAAAGAAGCUGGAAGCUAAGAAAGCAGCAACUGAAAAGCUUGCGUCCAUGGAGAAUGGGUUGAACAAACAUGAGAGAGAUAAAUCAGCUACAGCCCGUCAAAAACAGACCAGCUCGGAAGCAUCAGGUCACGCUAAACAGUUAGCAGAUCUAUUACGUCUUUCAGGACCAGCCAUGUCACAGCAACAGCUCUAUCAACAUCCACAUCAUGUCCUCCCUAGUAAACCUCAGUCAAAUCACAUCAACUCAUAUACUAAUUCAGGUCCCACAAACCUCUACAUGAGUUUGCCUAAUCCAGCUAAUCCAUAUUCAAAUUCUUCUCAUGCUUCUGAUCCUUACGGAGGAUCCAAUCCCAUGAACAUUUAUCCAACUUCUUCGAAGCCUACAAGAGCUUAUUUGAGUUCUCCUGGUCUCAUGAAUCCCUAUUCUGUACACUUAGGUCAAAAUAGCCAAUACCCCCAUUACCAAUGCAAUGGAAACUUGCCUAUGGACAAUUGCUCCUCCUACUACAGUUCCUAUUCCCCUCAGCCUCAGCAUAUGGACUUGUUUAGGUAUCAGAGCCAAGAUUCUCUAUCUAAACUAAGUCUACCUCCGAUUCAUACAUUAUAUCAACAUAGGUUUGGAAAUAAUCAGAACUUUGGGCCCAGGUACUUGAAUUAUGGAAACCAAAAUGUACAAGUGGAUGCUUUCAACAGUUGCACAAUUCGACCAAAUGUUCAGCACACAGGAUGUUUUCCUCCUUACACCACACAUGAGACUGAUGCCCCCUUUAUUGACAUUGCCUCAAGACUGAAAUCUAAUCUAAAUAACCCAGGUGUGGACUACAUAAAUAAGAAUGGUGAACAUCUAUAUCCGCCUCCACACCGAACGCAUGACUACCACUCUGCUGCAGGUCUAUUCAGUGGUCAUCCCCAGUCACUCCACCUCCAGAAUAAGGAUAAUCAAGUAUCUAAUGGGUUUUCAAACAUGCUUCCAGGUCUUAACCACAACAGGACUGCUUCCCACGAAGGCUUAAACAAAACUGAGGUGCUCCAUCCAGAGGAUCCUGAUGACAUCUGGUCAGACAGUGAGCAGAGCUUCCUGGAUCCAGAUAUUGGAGGUGUGGCAGUUGCCCCAUCUCAUGGGUCAAUUCUCAUAGAGUGUGCAAAACGUGAGCUUCAUGCAACAACUCCACUGAAAAAUCCCAACAGGAAUCAUCCCACAAGGAUAUCGCUUGUCUUCUACCAGCACAAGAGUAUGAACGAGCCAAAGCACGGUCUAGCUUUGUGGGAGGCAAAGAUGGCAGAGAAGGCGAGGGAAAAAGAGGAGGACUGCGAAAAGUAUGGUCCAGAUUAUGUGCCUCAGAAAGUGCAUGGUAAAAAAGUCAAGCGGGAGCCUUCUGAACUGCAUGAGAACUUUGAGCCCACAUAUGUGCGUUUCAUCAAGUCUCUUGCACAAAGGACUAUGUCACUCACCACAAACUCCACAGUUACCACAUCUCCAUAUGCCUUUACACGGGUUACAGGGCCUUACAACAGAUAUAUAUAAAACUUCAAAUAUUUGUUCAUUACCUCAUUUGUUUUUGAAAAAUGUCAGUAGGGUAAUAAUUCUUUUAGGCUGUAGACAGGGAAAGGGCAAGAGAACAGUAUUUUUGUUUCUAGCUUGUCAAUGAGAAAAACCUCAGCACACCAGCAAAAGAGGUAACAUUACCACUGCCCUUAUUUGGUAAGUAGUCACAGGUGACACAUUAAGAACUAAAACCAAAGCACCCUAUGCAAAAUUCAGUGAUAUUCACCAGUUAACAUCCAAAUACUGGUUCGAAUUCUGGAAGAAAGAAUCCAUAUGCAUAACUUUCCAAUGUUAUAUCUGUGACCAUUUUAAACAAAGGAAAAUUAAGUAAGAAAGUUUUAAGUUAAAAAAAAUCGUAUAGUAUUUCAGUGGCAGAAAUUUUAAAAUACCACCUGGUGCUCACUAUACAAUGUACUGAAAUACUGGAAUGCAGCUUUUUAACAUGCAGGGUUUGGGUGAUUUGGGGCGGGAUAUGUUUUUGUUUAUGCUGUAAUCUUAAUAUUGACUUGAUUUUUACUAAUCAGGAUAGCUACAUAUCUAACAUAAAGAAUACAAAGCAAAACACUGAAUUUGUUUGGAUAUUCUAAAACAUGGUGCUAUGUACAAGCAAGGUGUCUAAUAUAGCAGUUGAACAGUUUUAAUGCCUUUUUAUUGACCAUAAAUAUGUUUAAAGUAUGCUUUUCUCAAACUGCAAACAGGACAUUUUAAUUCAUUUUUGUAUAUAAUUAUGCUAUUCUUUUUUGAAAACCCAAUUUUUAAUAUGUCAGGAGCCAGGACCAAGAUCCAACAAAGCUGUAUGUAGGCUGGGGGACUGCUGCAAGUCAAGCCAGAUGUCUCUGCAAAGCUAUCUGCAGCAGCUGCUUGCAUGCCUCAAGAAGGAAGCAUAGCAUUUAAAGGUCCUUUGUCUUUUCAGUAGUGCAUGCCCCUACAGUGGACAUGUAGAAGACAUGUCCAGACAAUCAGUUUGUAGGGCAAUAUAUGUGCAAUUGUAACUUCACUUGUUGUGUGGGACCCAACUGGCUUUUUUUCAAGGUGGUGCUACCGCUGGAGGAAAUCCUGCAUUUCCCAGCACUUAAAGAGUGGGAAAUGGCCCUACCACAGCCAUAGAUUGCCAUCUGGCUUGAAGAGGCAAACCAGUUUUUAAAAAGAAAAGUGCCUUUCCCAUAGCACUGGGUCAUAAGCUUGCAGUAAAAACCUUGAGAACGUCUCUGAUGGAAUGCCCGCGUCUUCUGCCCCUGCAUUAUAGCUGUUUACAACUGCAGCCGGUAUUGUUAACACAAGAUGAGUUCAGCUGCUGUGUGCAAUAUGACGGCAUAAGCAUCACAGAUGCCUGUUGCGACAUAGUCAUGGGUUCAGUCAUUGUGGUGCUGGGACAUCCCUCCCACGUUCAAAAGCUGUUCAAAAUCAGCUCAGCUAUCUCAUUUCCCACUCUGCCCUGUAAUUUCAAUGACCCAUUCCUUAAAUGCUUGGAUAUUAAAAAAUAAUUUAUUGCUAGCUAUCCACUCUGUAGUUCUACAAAGGCAGCUUGGCUAUCCCUGCUUCAGAAAAACUACUUCCCAUCUGGGAUCAGGGUUUAUGCAAAAAUAUAGUGCUAAGGACAAAAUCCAGGGUUUUUUAAAUCAUCUGGAAAAUCCAAAAGAAGCCUUUGGCUGCAUGCAUGAUUCUCCCCUGACAUGCCAGCUUUGUUGGAUCACAAUGGCAUUUACCCACCCAGUAUCAAGGCCUGAUUAAGGAGAACAAACAAUCAAAAUAUUUUUAUUUUCUUUUAAUGGUGCUUGAAAAGCAUUUUGUCUAAGUGCUGGCAACUUGAACAGCACUUGAGUGCUAAAACAUUUUAGAAGUUUACUUUGAUCUUCUGAUGCAAAGCGACCUUUUAAAAAAGAAAAACGUUUAUAACCUUUUGUUCUUUGGAGCAACCACAUGAAAGAGAGCCCUGAUACUGGUUUGUUAAGGGAGGGAAUUUGGGAGCUGAGAGCAGCUGAGGGGGCAGGGGGGCGCUUAAACUGUUUCCUGUCUACCAUUUUGUCUGCUCCAGAUUUCCUCCCCUAGCAGCUUUCUUCCCUCUAUAGGAUUCAAAAUGUUUUGUUGGUCCCUUCGCCAUAUGCCUAAUAAAGGAUAAGAAACAUUUGUAAUUCCAUCAAUUAAAGCUGAAGUGGGGCUCACUGAAUCUAAGGUAAUACUUUUAGUACACACACACCCCUCCAAUUUUCUGGUGCUCAUCUCACACAACUGUACUGUGAACGGUUUCUUUUCUACAAUUAUGAUGACAAGCUUAUUGCUCCAAUUGUGUACUUUAAUAUAUACAUAUUAACCACAGGUAAUGAUUAGCAGCAUGGGUUAGACUUGACAAUUCAGUAGCGUAGUCUUUUUUGCUACUUGUUAAGGAUCUCUAACACUCUCCAAAUAGCUGGGCAGACUGCUUUGGUAUUGAUGAAUUACUUACAUUAUGUCACUGCUCAGUGCAAGUUCCCCUCUUUGCUAGGAAGAUUUGAGGAGAUAAGACAAGAGAUACAGGGUUAUUCUUUGCAAUUCCAUUGGUGAAAAAGAAUAUACAGAACAGGCAGCUGGCUUGCUGUGAUGGUUUUAAAUCGGUAAUUUGUAUAAAAACAAAAGCAAAAGAGAUGUAUAGUAACUUAACUUGUAAACAAUUUUUUUAAUGCGAAGCUUUAGUAUUUUAAUACUGUACAAAUAUAUAAAUAUUAUAUUAUAUAUAUCUAUAUAUAAGAUAUGGGUUUGGAGCUGAAUUCACAUCGUGGUGCUACUCAGCUUGCUAUUAAAAUAUAAUGUGAGCUAAAAAUACAUUAAAAUGUUUGAACGAUGUUCCUACUUGUCAUAUACCUCAACACUAGUUGGCAAUAGGAUAUUAAACAGAGAGUGGAAGUUUAUAACAUUGUUAUACCAUCUUCCCCUCCCUCCCUGCCCCGCUAAUCUUUUGGAGAGAGAAAAUUCCUUUUUCCCUCUCACUACUUGAUAAAAUCUCAAGUAUAACUUGAACUUUGACCUUUUAAUGUUUUUGUUCUCAAAAUUCAGGGAUAUAUCAGCUCAUGAUCUCCUUAUUAAGCCAACAUAUCAUCAGAGUGUGUGGGAGUGUGUAUGUGCAUAAAGUGUUGUGUAGGCUGGUAAAUAUAUUAUUCUUGAGGGGUUUUUAUUUUAUUUUCAGGGAUUUAAUUUGUUCCUUUUUUUGAAUCCCUCUUCUAAUUUUACUUGUAUUGAUGUAACUAAAACUAUCUUUUUUUUUGUAAAUUAUUUAGCUCCUUUCUAUGAUAAUGGAAAUGUUUUGACAUUUUAAAUUUUUUUUGUAUGUUUCAAACAAAAUGAAAAUUAGAAUGCACUGAGCUGACAAAAGGGAAAUUGUCAAGGCAGGGAAUUUGGCAAAUGACCAUUUGCUAGUGUCUGUUUUUCAAGUUCUUUAAGCAGGCCUUUCUACAACACUGAAAGUUAAACAGCUCCAGAUUUCCUCCACUGGGCCAUUUUUGGAACGGCGGUAUAGAAAUUGAAUGAAUGAAUGAAUGAAUGAAUGAAUAAAAUAAGUAGGAUUAGGGCUUCCUUAAACAGAUGCAAACCCUAUACCUAAAUGUAUGGCUGUGCAAUACAGGCGGCCCUCGUUAUCCACAGAUUCCGUAUCCGCAGAUUCUUGAAUCUGCGAUUGGGUCUUAGAGACCCGGUUUCAUUAUCUGUGGAUAGAAAAAUAGGCAAAAUUCACCUAUCUGCAGUUUUGAGUGGCUGGAAAUGACCCAGAAAUGACUUCCAAUGUCAUUUCCAGCCGCCACUUUCCAGCAGAGAAUUUGUGAAUCGCGUUUGGGUUUUUAAAAAGUGAAUAUUUGACUGUUUUCGGGAUUUGGGGAGGCACUGCUGCAGAUCUAGAGAAUAAGGUACAAUAGGUGAAUAGAAACAAGCAGAUCUGCUUGCGCUGAACUCCACGUCAGUGCUAGAGCUGCUGAAGCAGGGCACUUAUGCUUUAGGUUAAUUUAAAUGCUCUGGUAAUUUCAUCUUUACACUUAUUGGCUGACAUCCUAACCAAUGAAGUACUGAUGCAUCGGUGUUGCAUUCUACACUACUGCUGCAGUGGUGUAUUAUGCGGUGGAGGAACAAUCUCCUUCCUUCUGCAGCUAUCCGUGUCACCAGAUGCCAAAGGCAGCUGCAGAAUUCCACAAGAGGAGACUGUUCCUUCCUCUUCCCCACCCCCACGUACAAUCUCUCCUUCCAGAAUCCCACAGCUGGCUGUACCACGUGGUGGCACAGCUGCACAAGGAAGGAGAGAUGGUUCUCUCCACCCCGCUUGUGCCGCUGCAGCCCUCAUGUGGAAUGGAAUGCAACACUGUCUCACUAGCACUUCAUUAAUCAGGAUGUCAGCCAUCAUUUCUUAUGUAAAUUAAGAUGAAUGACAUCGAUAAAAUUAUGUACUAGGUUGGAUCCAAAGAACUGUGAGCAGAAGGAAAAUAGUUGCUUUUGCUGUUCUGCAAACACUUGUGCAAAAGUUCUCACAGUGCUAUAACAACUGGUAGGUUCUCUAGCAGUCCACAUGCUUCCACUUGGGCAAGAGGUUGUGCCAGUAGAUCAUCAUUGGAUUUAGCUUUGUUUUUCUUGCACAAUGCAAGUUGUAAAAUGGCCCUUUCCAGAGUAGAAAGGCACCUUUAGAUACAGCCCAUUGUCAUUUGCCAAAUGACUAGCAAACUGAAAGCUUAGUUGAAGUAGGGAGGAAUCUGUCCUGUAAAUAGCAAAUUGUAAUGCUUAUGUAAAGAACCCUGCCUCAAAAUGAAUGGGGGGCGGGAAGCAGACAUAAAGUUGCUUGUAUAGGAUUAUCAGGUUGACUAUAGCCAUACUUGAAGAUGCUUUUGAGUGGUGUCAACUUUACUUGAAUGAUUUUUUUUCCUUCAUUUUGAUUGGUGCACAGCGGCGUUAAAGUUCACUUUUAAAGCUAGUGGUUAACUUGUGUAGGAAACUUUAACAGUUUGACACUAAGAUAACGAACAUUUUUAUGUGUGCAUUUUCUAAGCUUAUGUUCUACUGGGUCCCCCCCCCUUCAAUUUCCUUUCCCUCGUUUUUACCGUGGUUUUUUUUUUUUUUUUUUUUUUUGGUCCAUAAAAAUCUGAGCAAGGUUAUAAAUACUGUAAGUAUUGUAAUGUAAUGAAUGCAGGUUAUUUGAAAAGCUGUUUUAUUAUAUCAUUCCUGAUAACGCUGAAAUGUGGGUGUUUUUAAUAAAAUUUAUAUUUAUUUAAUGCACUCUA
Molecule: messenger RNA, 11430 nt
Organism: Hemicordylus capensis (graceful crag lizard)
Lineage: Eukaryota; Metazoa; Chordata; Lepidosauria; Squamata; Cordylidae
Gene: TET2
Product: tet methylcytosine dioxygenase 2
Exons: 11
Coding region: 296-6181 (1961 amino acids)
Biological process (GO): positive regulation of transcription by RNA polymerase II; myeloid cell differentiation; oxidative demethylation
Cellular component (GO): nucleus
Molecular function (GO): DNA 5-methylcytosine dioxygenase activity
Source: RefSeq, a predicted model, not a curated record